AUGGAAGCUGCCUGGAUUUCAAAGAACUAUGGUGACGAUCUGUACCUACAGUGCACGUGCACUCGCAUCCGAGUCCUCGAUAGAAGACUUGCUCAUUCGGGCAAGAAGGAUAAGGAUCACGGUGCUGGUUCGAUCCCUCCUCAGACUGUCCAUGCCUCUCAUCCACCUGGGGCCGGCAAAUUGGUACCAGACUUCUGUGGGAAGGGUCCACUCUCUGCAAUCCAAGUGGCAUCGCUCCAGCCCGGCUAUCUCAGGACUCCAGGGAAAAUUGCUGGACCAGCAUUCUACGACAUUCAAGAUGAAAUGAAAAUCCUGAAGCAGCAACCGAAGCCACACGUAAAGUUUGAAGGACCUUUGUGGACGAUGGAUACGAGGAAACAAAAUGGAUGA
Angiostrongylus costaricensis is the source of this 390-nucleotide messenger RNA. Lineage: Eukaryota; Metazoa; Nematoda; Chromadorea; Rhabditida; Metastrongylidae. The record is from the annotation of a GenBank genome assembly.